AACUCGAUCAGAUCGACCAAACAUGGCUACCUCUCUUCAAUUUUGCUUCCUCUUCUCAACCUUGAUCCUCCUCACCUCCACCGCAUUUGCUCAGCAAUCUUUCCGACCCAAAGCCCUCGUCAUUCCGGUCACGAAAGACGCUUCUACCCUCCAGUACACCACUCGUAUUUCCCAACGAACCCCUCUCGUCCCCAUCAGCCUAGUCCUCGACCUCGGAGGCCAGUACCUCUGGGUAGACUGCGAGCAAAACUACGUGUCCUCCACGUACCGCCCUGCGCGUUGCCGCUCCGCUCAAUGCUCACUCGCCGGAGCAGACGGCUGCGGCGACUGCUUCUCAUCACCCAAACCUGGCUGCAACAACAACACUUGCGGCGUCUCACCUGACAACACCGUCACACGCACCGCCACCGGUGGUGAGAUUGCCCAAGACGUGGUGUCUGUACAGUCAACGACCGGGUCAAACCCCGGCCAAAACGUCACCGUUUCCAACUUCAUCUUUGCAUGUGCGCCGACGUUCUUGUUAGACGGCCUCGCCUCCGGAGUUUCGGGCAUGGCCGGUCUAGGAAGGACUAAGAUAGCACUCUCUUCGCAAUUCGCUUCGGCUUUCAGCUUCAAAAGAAAGUUCGCCGUCUGCUUAUCCUCCUCCACCUCCGCAAGCGGCGUCGCUUUCUUCGGCGACGGCCCGUACUCUUUCCUCCCCGGAGUCGAACUCGACUCUGACUCCCUCACAUACACUCCUCUCUUCAUCAACCCCGUCAGCACCGCCUCGGCUUUCUCCCAAGGUGACGCCUCGUCGGAAUACUUCAUUGGCGUGAAGUCUAUCAAAGUCAACGACAAAGCAGUCACUAUUAACACCACCUUGCUCUCCAUCAACACCACCUCCGGCGUGGGUGGGACCAAGAUCAGCACCGUGAACCCCUACACUGUUCUAGAAGCUUCCAUUUUCAAAGCCGUGACCGAAGCAUUCAUAACAGAGUCUGCGGCUAGGAAUAUAUCUAGAGUGAACGCCGUGGCUCCCUUCGAGGUGUGUUUCAGCACGGAGAACGUGUUGAGCACGCGUCUCGGGCCGUCGGUGCCGGAGAUCGACUUGGUGCUGCAGAAUGAGAGCACGUACUGGAGGAUAUUCGGGGCCAACUCGAUGGUGUACGUGAGCGACAACGUUGUUUGCCUAGGGUUUGUGAACGGCGGUGAGGAUGCAAGGACGUCGAUCGUGAUCGGCGGGCACCAGUUGGAGGACAAUCUUGUGCAGUUUGAUUUGGCGGCUUCGAGGGUUGGGUUCAGCUCGACUCUGUUGGGUAGACAAACUACUUGUUCCAACUUCAACUUCACCUCCGUUGCCUAGAUAAUGUUUUGUUGAUCGAUCACUUUACAUUUAUACAUACACGUUGAAUAAUAUACAUGUAGGAAUACGCUAUGUGUAUAGUUGUAAUAAAUGGCCAAUAGUGAAUUAGUGAUUGACAGAUGGCCCCUAUACGUUUUGUUUUGUUUGUAUUGAUCAUGUAUCACAUUUAUUUUUUCGAUUGCUUUUGUAUCACAUACACUUAUACAUAAAAAGAAAACUAUUGAUGUAGUC
Messenger RNA from Fragaria vesca subsp. vesca, 1573 nucleotides. Its product is annotated as basic 7S globulin 2-like. Gene Ontology annotation, biological process: proteolysis. The record is from RefSeq and is a predicted model, not a curated record. The transcript has a single exon. Gene Ontology annotation, molecular function: aspartic-type endopeptidase activity. Bases 23 to 1342 code for a protein of 439 amino acids. Lineage: Eukaryota; Viridiplantae; Streptophyta; Magnoliopsida; Rosales; Rosaceae.